This is a messenger RNA of Lichtheimia ornata, 1974 nucleotides long. RefSeq lists its product as uncharacterized. Bases 1 to 1974 code for a protein of 657 amino acids. The record is from RefSeq and is a predicted model, not a curated record. NCBI's taxonomy places the organism in Eukaryota, Fungi, Mucoromycota, Mucoromycetes, Mucorales, Lichtheimiaceae. The transcript has a single exon.
AUGCGUUCCUCAUUCCUUUCUUUGACUGCUAUCGUUUGCAUCAUUGCAGGUGCUCAUUCGAUUCCUUUGCCUGCACCUCAUGGUGGUGAUAUUGGCUCGACUGUUAAUGGCAUCCUCGGUGGUGGCGGUGAUUCUUCUGCAUCGGCUAAUGGUGAUGUCUCAGCUGGUGGAAGCACUUCAGCCGGUAUCAAUGGUGAUGGUUCAGCAUCUAUUGGUGGUGAUGAUAGCGCCAAUGGCUCCUCUUCUGGUGAGGGUGAUCAAUCCAACAAGGAUGUGACAUCCGGCAAUGGCGAUUCAUCUGCAUCGGCUAAUGGUGAUGUCUCAGCUGGUGGAAGCUCUUCAGCCGGUAUCAAUGGCGAUGGUUCAGCAUCUAUUGAUGGUGAUGAUAGCGCCAAUGGCUCCUCUUCUGGUGAUGGUGGUGAUCAAUCCGACAAGGAGAAAUCAUCUGGCAAGGGCAAUUCUUCUGCAUCGGCCAAUGGCGAUGUCCCCGUUGGUGGAGGCUCUUCAACCGAUAUCAAUGGCGAUGGUUCAGCAUCUAUUGGUGGUAGCAGCAGCAGCUCUUCAUCUGGUAACGGUGAUGGUUCGGCAUCUAUUGGUGAUAGUGGUAGCGGCUCUUCAUCUGCUGGUGGUGAUAAGUCUGACAAGGAUGAAUCUUCGGGUAAUCAUUCUGGAUCUCAUGAUGGCAACAAUGGCUCCAACAAUGGUAGCGAAGGCAACGAAGGAUCCAACAAUGGCAACAAUGAUGGCAGCAAUGGCAGCAAUGGAUCCAACAAUGGUAACAAUGGCAACAAUGGCAGCAAUGGAUCCAACAAUGGUAGCGAAGGCAACGAAGGAUCCAACAAUGGCAACAAUGAUGGCAGCAAUGGCAGCAAUGGCAGCAAUGGAUCCAACAAUGGAUCCAACAAUGGUAACAAUGGCAGCAAUGGGUCCAACAAUGGUAACAAUGGCAACAACGGCAACAAUGGCAACGAAGGAUCCAACAAUGGCAACAAUGGCAACGAUGGAUCCAACAAUGGCAACAAUGAUGGCAACAAUGGCAGCAAUGGAUCCAACAAUGGCAACGAAGGCAACGAAGGAUCCAGCAACGGCAACAAUGGAUCCAACAAUGGCAACAAUGGAUCCAACAAUGGCAACAAUGAUGGCAACAAUGGCAGCAAUGGAUCCAACAAUGGCAACGAAGGCAACGAAGGAUCCAGCAACGGCAACAAUGGAUCCAACAAUGGCAACAAUGGAUCCAACAAUGGUAACAAUGGCAACAAUGGCAACGAAGGAUCCAACAAUGGCAACAAUGAUGGCAACAAUGGAUCCGGUGAUUCAUCAAGCUCUGGUGAUCAAUCCACAUCAGGCGAUGGUUCAAGCUCUAACAUUGCCGACGCUGCAACCGGUAUUGUUGGCGGUCUUACAGGCGGUAGUGGUAAUGGCUCUUCCGGUGAUGAGCAAGGUUCCGGCUCUGGUAUUACUGAUACUGCAGGUGGUGUUAUUGGCGGCCUUACAGGAAGCGUUGAUGGUUCUUCAGGCUCUGGUUCUUCUGGUGAUGCCAAUGGUUCAGGCUCUUCUGGUGAUGCCAAUGGCUCUGGUUCUACUAGUGAUGUCAAUGGCUCUGGUUCUACUAGUGAUGCAAGUGGCUCCGCCUCUUCUGGUGAUGCAUCUGGAUCUGCCACAGCUGAUGUUGGUGGCAUCACUUCUGGUCUUACUGGUGGAAGCGGUUUGGACUUAUCUGGUAUCCUUGGUUCCUCUCAAAAGGUGCCAGCUAAGGAUAUCCUCGAGAAGAUUGUCAAGAAGAUUCAACCCCACUUGGAGUUUACAAAGAGCUUAGCUGAUUGCCUUGCCAAAAAGCUCGGUGUUGAAGUUGACCAAACCAUCAAGCCAAGCGAAUUUGCUAGCCAAGCUGGUAUGGACAACGCACAAAUCGGCCAAACGAUUAGCCAAUUCUUGCAACAAAAGUAUGGUGCCGAUGCUAGUGUUAGCCACUAA